CCUGCUGCCAAACAGCAGCUUAAACAUUUCAAUGGGAGAAGAAGAGUGAGAUUUGGGAUCACAGUAAAAUCAGUCGACAGUAGCUGCUUCUCAAAUCUCAACCGAUCCGUUCUGAGAUCGAAAGGAAGCUUCGAUUAUCGUCUUUGAUGGCGAAGGAGCAAAUCUUGAGGCCUUGGUUUCUGGAUCUCGUACCGGCUUUGGUUAUCCUGCUCGCCGCAGCUCAUGUCAUCGCCUUGGGUUACUGGAUUUACAGAUUGGCGACUGAUCGUCGAGCUCAGAGUCAGAGAGGAAAGUUUCACUGAGGAAACCGUCGAGAGUAUCCUUCAGUGGUGUUUCACAAAUAGUCUGCGGGUAAGGCCAAUAUAGAUGUUUCUCCAGUUGUGUUCAUCAAGACAGAGUUGUAGUCUAAUCUCUAUAGUUACUGACAUUUAAGGAUCCCGCUGCAAGAUGUAACCAUGAGUGGAAAACUGUCUUGGAAAACCAUUUUAUAUUUGCUGUGUAGUCAUCAUUUAAAUAACUACGUAUCAAAUCAUGACAGGUUUAGGAGAGCUAAUUAACUUCACACAAAAACCAAACCUUUUCCUUGGUGUGCUUAUAAAUUCAAGUUCAUUAAAUUU
Messenger RNA from Brassica napus (rape), 617 nucleotides. RefSeq lists its product as uncharacterized. Lineage: Eukaryota; Viridiplantae; Streptophyta; Magnoliopsida; Brassicales; Brassicaceae. The record is from RefSeq and is a predicted model, not a curated record. The transcript is spliced from 3 exons. The coding region runs from base 147 to 302 and encodes 51 amino acids.